GUUAAAACAUAUGCCCACGCUGUGCCCGCAUAGCAUGUUAUUUACAACACGGCGAGACUCGGGGGCUCAGUUAGAGGAGAAGCACAAUACCGACGAGGCGCGUCCACCGAAGAAUUGAGCGGUAGAGCGUCUGCAAGAGGACAGAAAGAACGGAAACAGAAGUAGAGGAACAAGAGCCAGACGUCCUCGAUUUGUUUUGAACUCUUUUGCCCAAGACCGAAAGAGAGGGUUGGGUUUUUUAUGUUCAUUGAAAAAAAAUCAGAAAUAACUUGAAGAGACGCGCUCGACGACGGCGAAACCAAUGGCCAAGUCCAUUCUCCUGAUCAACGGGCCCAAUCUGAACCUGCUAGGCACGCGGGAGCCGGCGAUCUACGGCUCGACGACGCUGGCCGACGUCGUGUCAGCGGCGGAGGCGCAGUGCGCGGCGGCGGGCGUCGCGUUCGCGCACUUCCAGUCCAACUGGGAGGGCGGCAUCGUGGACCGGAUCCACGAGGCGCGCGGCGACGGCGUGGACGCCGUCGUGAUCAACCCGGGCGCGCUGACGCACACGAGCGUCGCCGUGCGUGACGCGCUCGCCGGCGUCGACAUCCCCUUCGUCGAGGUCCACAUCACCAACGUGCACAGGCGCGAGCCCUUCCGGCACCACAGCUACCUCAGCGACAAGGCCGAGGCCGUCAUCUGCGGCCUGGGCGUCUACGGCUACAAGGCCGCGAUUGAGUUCUGCAUCGAGCAUCUGAAGGUGAAGGGGAAGGCGUCGCUGUGAUGGGGCAGAAAGAAAAAGAAAAGGAAAAAACGGGUAAAAGGUAGAUCGACAAUUGAGAAUCGGCACAACUGUCUUCGUCGGGUGUAAGCUGCUUUUAAUUUUUCUCUUCUUCUUUUCUUGUUCAACUUUUUUUUCUUUGGAAAAAAAAAGUGAGUACAUAGUUAGUAUCUUGGCU
Molecule: messenger RNA, 938 nt
Organism: Verruconis gallopava
Lineage: Eukaryota; Fungi; Ascomycota; Dothideomycetes; Venturiales; Sympoventuriaceae
Product: catabolic 3-dehydroquinase
Exons: 2
Coding region: 302-763 (153 amino acids)
Biological process (GO): quinate catabolic process
Molecular function (GO): 3-dehydroquinate dehydratase activity
Source: RefSeq, a predicted model, not a curated record